CUGGAGGUGCUAGACUUAAUAGUCAAAGCGUCUUCGAGUACUACAGAAGUAUCGUAAGACAUUGUGAGAGUGUUUUAGAGAGAGAAACAGAAAUCGUAGCUUAUGUUACUAUGAGUCGUCUGUAUGUUUUCGUGCUCUACCUUAUUGUCGUCGCUACGGAUGCCAGGCCCGAAGCGUUAGACUCGACAAUUUUUGACACUACUACACCUAACGUAAGAAACUGCGAACCUGGUGAAAUGGAACAAAAAGACGGGCUAUGUAACUACUGCAUUUGCAACAAAGAGGGUACAAAUAAGGCUUGUACCAAAAAUCCUUGCACAUCUGAACUUAUCAAGUCCCUUAAUCAGCCAUUAAUUGGGUAUCCUGUGUAUAAACAGGGUGACCCAUGUUUAGAGUAUACACUUUUCUACAGCGAUUGCAACCGAUGCAUCUGCAGAGGGGGUGGCAAUAGUGCACAUUGUACUCUUGAUAACUGCAGCGGAUAGUUUAUAUUUGUUUUAUUUGCUUUAGGAUGACACUGACGGAUGCAUACUAUUGCAAUGGAGGUAUUGUGUCCAAAAAAUACUCAAGCCUGUUAGCCUAUAAUUUUAGGGUUAAAAAUGUUAUAUCCAAACAUUUAAAUUGUACGAAUCAAAUAUUUAUCGACAGUAGUAAUACAAAAUUGAUUUGCUUGACUGCUGGAUGUAACAAUAAGAAGUAUAAAGUUACAGAAUCAAGACAUGAAUGCACAAAUAUGUCUUCAUUAGCUAUAAAUACGAGCUUAUUUAUUAAAAAAUGAUCUUUUGAAGUGUGUGAAAGAGCAAUAAAAUGUACAGUGUUAGAGAAAAUUGGCCAGUCAGCAUGCUAUUCUUAUCAGGCUAAUAAUUAAACAAAAUUUAUCCAAGUGA
Molecule: messenger RNA, 887 nt
Organism: Copidosoma floridanum
Lineage: Eukaryota; Metazoa; Arthropoda; Insecta; Hymenoptera; Encyrtidae
Molecular function (GO): peptidase inhibitor activity
Source: RefSeq, a predicted model, not a curated record